CUGCCCCCUGAUUGGUGGUGCGGCUCGGAGGAGUUGGCGCGAACGUGCACGCUGGAGAGGCGAGACAAAGAGCAUCCUGCGCAUUUUAAUGUUAUUUAUUGAUUAGCGGAUCACUCUACUUUUGCUCCCCGGUGAUUACGCGACCAUGGCGGAUAAAGAAGCUGCAUUCGAUGAUGCGGUUGAGGAGAGGGUGAUUAACGAGGAGUAUAAGAUUUGGAAGAAGAACACCCCGUUCCUCUACGACCUGGUCAUGACCCACGCACUAGAGUGGCCGAGUUUGACGGCGCAGUGGCUUCCGGAUGUCACACGGCCGGAGGGUAAGGACUACAGUGUGCAUCGGCUGGUCUUGGGAACACACACCUCCGACGAGCAGAACCACCUGGUGAUCGCCAGCGUGCAGCUGCCCAACGACGACGCCCAGUUCGACGCCUCGCACUACGACAGCGAGAAAGGCGAGUUCGGAGGCUUUGGUUCGGUGAGCGGUAAGAUCGAGAUUGAGAUCAAGAUAAACCACGAGGGCGAGGUGAACCGUGCGCGCUACAUGCCCCAGAACCCCUGUAUCAUAGCAACCAAGACGCCCUCCAGUGACGUGCUCGUCUUCGACUACACCAAACACCCCUCCAAACCUGACCCAAGUGGCGAGUGCUGUCCUGACCUGCGUCUCCGUGGCCACCAGAAGGAAGGUUAUGGGCUGUCCUGGAACCCCAACCUCAGCGGCUGCCUGCUCAGCGCCUCCGACGACCACACCAUUUGCCUGUGGGACAUCAGUACGGUCCCCAAGGAGGGCAAGGUGGUGGACGCCAAGACCAUCUUCACGGGACACACGGCCGUGGUCGAGGACGUCUCAUGGCACCUGCUGCACGAGUCGCUCUUCGGAUCCGUCGCCGACGACCAGAAACUCAUGAUCUGGGAUACGCGGUCCAACAACACGUCUAAGCCGAGCCACGCUGUCGACGCCCACACAGCGGAGGUCAACUGCCUGUCCUUCAACCCCUACAGCGAGUUCAUCCUGGCCACCGGCUCCGCAGACAAGACGGUGGCGCUGUGGGACCUGCGUAACCUGAAGCUGAAGCUGCACUCCUUCGAGUCGCACAAGGACGAGAUCUUCCAGGUCCAGUGGUCCCCCCAUAACGAGACCAUCUUGGCCUCCAGUGGAACAGACAGAAGACUCAACGUCUGGGACCUCAGUAAAAUUGGCGAGGAGCAGUCUCCUGAAGACGCAGAGGACGGACCCCCUGAACUGCUGUUCAUCCACGGCGGCCACACAGCCAAGAUCUCCGACUUCUCCUGGAACCCUAACGAGCCCUGGGUCAUCUGCUCCGUCUCCGAAGACAACAUCAUGCAAGUCUGGCAAAUGGCUGAGAACAUCUAUAAUGAUGAGGACCCCGAGGGGGCAGCGGAUGCUGAGGUGCAGGGCUGAAGAACCUUCUAGAACAUUUACAGCCCCCGUCCCCGCCCCCUCCCCUUCCCCU
Messenger RNA from Engraulis encrasicolus (European anchovy), 1472 nucleotides. It is a transcript of the gene rbbp4, whose product is annotated as retinoblastoma binding protein 4. The record is from RefSeq and is a predicted model, not a curated record. NCBI's taxonomy places the organism in Eukaryota, Metazoa, Chordata, Actinopteri, Clupeiformes, Engraulidae. The transcript is spliced from 12 exons. Bases 146 to 1420 code for a protein of 424 amino acids. Gene Ontology annotation, biological process: chromatin remodeling; regulation of DNA-templated transcription. Gene Ontology annotation, cellular component: ESC/E(Z) complex; nucleus; NuRD complex. Gene Ontology annotation, molecular function: nucleosome binding; histone binding.